UUUACUUUGAUAUCCCAUUCACAGUUCGAUGAAGAGGGUAAACUUUUCAAACGUAAACUGUUUUGAUUAUUUCUUGCAAUAAAUCGGAAAAUUUAUAAGAAUAUUUACUUUUUUGUGUAAAAGUGAAAAUAAUUUGAAGUAAUAUUCGUCAUGGGUACAUUGUUUGAUCAGCUUAAAACUCUGUUUGACUACGAACUAUAUUCGAACUCCAAGACACUCUCCAAUUUGAUAUUGGCAGUCUUUGAAAACAAUCGGUCAAUUUUGACUCAACAGCAACAUUUCAACACGCUCGUCUAUUAUGCGGAAUCGCUAUUCCAUAUGUCCGAGUUCCGCGAGGCCGAGGGCGUCUAUAGACAGGCCUUGCAGGCUAAGCGGAUGUUGCCGAAAACAAAGUCUCCAGCCAGCAAGGUAUCGGAGACUCCGUCGGACAUUUUCUCCGAAGUUGAGAUCAAAUUCAAAACUGCCAAGUGUUUGAUAGAGAUCAAGCGGUUCCGGGAUGCGAUCGUUAUGCUGCAGUCACUCACGAUUAAGCAGCGCACGGCGGCCCCCAAAAUCUCCAUGCUGUUGAGUCGUCUUUAUCACGGACAUGGCCACGAACGCAGCGCAAUUGGCACGUACAAAGAGGUGUUGAAGGACUGCCCACUGGCGUUUGAGGCCAUUGAAGGUUUGUUAGCUCUUGGAACGAACGGAAUCGAGGUUAACACUUUGGUUCUCAACACAACUCUCGAAGCUCAGUGCAGUGACUGGCUGCCCAACUGGAUUAAGGCCCACGCCCACAUACAGGGCAGAAAGUAUUCGGAAGCGAUCCAAACUCUUAGUGGACUCGAGUCCAAAACUGCGCUGUCGAAUUAUCACCAGCUUUUAGUAACUAUUGGCGAAUGUUACUACCACAAUGGAGAGUACGAAAAUGCUUAUUCCUACUUGAAGCGAGCCCAUAACUUGUAUCCUCACAUGAAAAACGGAAUACAAAUUCUGGCCAUUUUGAUGGCUAAAAAGAAAAAGAUCAACGACUUGGAGAAGAUGAUCGCACCAACAUCGACCUUUCCUUACGAAUACUCGUCAGAAAUGUGGUUCGUGAUGGCGCAAUAUCUGUACUCAACGGCCAAGUACGAUAAAGCCGUUUACUUUGUGCAGAAGGCUUGCUUCCUAAAUCCUAAAAAUGCUGAAGCACUGAUUCUGAAGGCGGAAAUUUUACUCCAGUUGAAGAAACCGAGCGAAGCUAUCGCCCAUCUUCGGUUCGCGCAGCAAUUCGCACCCUACCGCUACGAGGUUCACCGCUGUCUUGUCGACACGUACAUCAACAUGAACCGACUGCGGGAGGCUCAAGCCCAGGCAAUGAAGGCGCUGAAAUCAAUCGGAGAGACUCCACGGCUGCUGGUGCUCCUAGGCCGAACCUAUCUGAAAGAUGACAGCACGAGGGCCAAAGCCAAAACCUUGUUCCAGAAGGCGUUGGAGAUCAACGAAAAUUAUCUUCCCGCGGUUUAUCUGCUAGCUGAUUUGUACCAGCAGGAAAACGACGUUACAAACUGCAUGAAGCUGCUGAAAAAGCACACGCUGCUCACGCAAAACUGUAAACUGCACGCCAUGCUGGGCGAUUUACUUAGCCAUGACAAGGACCAUUCUGGAGCGCUGGAGCAUUACACGAUUGCUCUCAACCUGGACCCCACAAACCGUUGCGCCAUGGCCGGCCUGCUGGCUAUGGGCCAGUCUAGCAGCGGAACAAGCGGCAUCGUCAACACUUCCUAUCUGGACACCUCGAUGGCGGAGGAGGGUUGUGAGCAGGAUAAUCCACUGGAGAUGAUUGAAAUUCCACAGAGCGUGCAAAACGACAUCGAGGACAGUGAGAUUAUGUGGUCGGAUGUUGAAAUUGAAAUUAAUCAGUGAUCUUCUCUAAUGCAAUAGAGCCGAGAAAAGGGGAAAACAAUUUUUUGGCUAACGCAUUAAUAAAAUUUUAAUUGCAUUUCUUUCAGCUUUA
Messenger RNA from Culex quinquefasciatus (southern house mosquito), 1975 nucleotides. RefSeq names its product anaphase-promoting complex subunit 7 (gene APC7). The transcript has 5 exons. Gene Ontology annotation, molecular function: protein binding. Gene Ontology annotation, biological process: cell division. Lineage: Eukaryota; Metazoa; Arthropoda; Insecta; Diptera; Culicidae. The record is from RefSeq and is a predicted model, not a curated record. The coding region runs from base 151 to 1884 and encodes 577 amino acids.